AUGUCUAUCAAGUAUGCUCCCUCUGUCCUUUCCUUGAGAACAGACAAACCGCUAAUGCCGCCGCCUAGUUGGGUUAUGAUGGAUGCCAACAAUCAGUUUGUGUCCCUGCCACAGGAGGUCACGCUGUACUCUUCCAUGUCUCGCACCAAACUCAGCAUCCCAAGCCUGGGAAUCGAGUCCGAAAGAGGUGUGGCCUACUUGACCAACCAGAGACUUAUCUACAUACCCGCCGAAUCAACCCGGGCUUUCCAGUCGUUCUCGGCUCCGCUCCUCAACUUGUAUGAUGCUCGGCCCUCAAUCCCCAUUUUUGGGCCCAAUGCCUGGUUGGCUAAGCUCCGACCCGUUCCUGGAGGCAAUAUCCCCGAGGACAGUCGGUUGAUUCCGAUCACUCUGUCGUUCAAGGAGGGAGGAGCGGUGGCAUUCCACUACAAGUUUGAGCAAAUCUGCGAACGGUUGCGUCAAGUUCUCGCCAUUGCUCAGGAAAACAACAACCCUGAGGACCGACAGGAUAGCGACCUGUCUGGGGUCAACGUCGCAAACGUUCACCUGGACCAACUUCCUUCCUACCAAGACGCGGUGCAAGACAGAUUGGUAACAGCUGCUGCUGAUGCUCCUCAGCCCGUGCGCCUGAACCAUCAGAACGGCACUACUGACCGCCCGGAAGCCGACGUUACGGAUGAAAACACACCCAACCAACCACCAAGCUACCCCGGACCAAGCUCUCCUUCAAUCAACCCUUAUAUCCAGCGAGGACAGGGACCCGACUACGAUUACAUUUAG
Exophiala spinifera is the source of this 780-nucleotide messenger RNA. RefSeq lists its product as uncharacterized. Bases 1 to 780 code for a protein of 259 amino acids. Gene Ontology annotation, molecular function: transcription coactivator activity; chromatin DNA binding. Gene Ontology annotation, biological process: positive regulation of DNA-templated transcription. The transcript has 2 exons. Gene Ontology annotation, cellular component: nucleus. The record is from RefSeq and is a predicted model, not a curated record. Lineage: Eukaryota; Fungi; Ascomycota; Eurotiomycetes; Chaetothyriales; Herpotrichiellaceae.